Molecule: messenger RNA, 3449 nt
Organism: Paramecium pentaurelia
Lineage: Eukaryota; Ciliophora; Oligohymenophorea; Peniculida; Parameciidae
Source: the annotation of a GenBank genome assembly
AUGAAGUUGAGAAUUAAGCUUAUUUUGAUGAUUGUGUUUUUAUCACUCUACUAUUUUCUAUUUAGUCUAGUUUUGCUAUUAGGUUAAUAUUUUGAUGAAGAAUAUAGAAUUGAAAGCGAAAAACUGUCUUAAGGAAUUUAUAAUGAGACUUCUUUGGUAUUAGAUAAUAAUUUUAGAUUAGAGUAAAAUAAGAUUUGCCAGAUAUUACUAUGGAAGAUCAAAUAGACCUAAUAUUAAUUCCCUUUAUGCAAUUUCAAAUAUUAUAAAUUAUAUCGAAGAUUAUUAAUAAUUAGAUGACCAGAGCUUACUUUAAAUAGAUUGGCAUUUUAAUAAUAUUACUAAUUUGUAAUUAUUGUAAAGAAACUAUACUGUUUAAUAUUAACUAUUAAAAUAUUAUUCUCCUUUAUCAAAAUUAAUACAUAUAUAUGCUAAAAAUAAUGCAUUUGAUCAUUUUCAUUUCUUAUGUCAAAAUGGAUUAGGUAUAUCCUUUUAUAGUGAAGGUGUCAAUUCAUCAAAGGAUUGGUAUGAAACUUCGAUAUCAAAUUGUAAAGCAUAUAAUGAUUGUUUUGAUUAUAUUAGUCAAUAUUCUUCACAAAUUGCAUAUCCUAAAUUAGACUUAAAUAAUGAAGUUUGGAGAUUGAGAGCUGGAAAAUAAGGUUAUGAAUGCAAAUUACAUGUUUAAAAGAAAAGAGAACUUGCAAUAAUUAAUUCAAGUACACCAGUUAUUAAUUCAUUUUUAACAAAUGGAAAUAUUAAUAUCAUUUCUGAUGGAUAACUACUUAAUAGUACAUUAGAAGAUGCCUUAUCAAUUUGGCCAAAUUAAACUGAUGAUUUUACUGAUCAACUCUAUACAUUAGUUACAGUCCCUAUAGAAUUUAGAUAAUGGAGAAUGUUAUAUGAUGGAAUGGGAGAAUAAAGAGUUGUAUUUUUUUCUUCAUAUUAUUUUGUACAUCCAAACUAUCCAAAUAUUACUCUAACCAAAGAUAUAAUAACUAAAUGUUCUAUGAUCUAUCUAUAAUCAAUGUCAUUAUCAUAUUAUUUAUAGUUGGCAGGUCAAAAUGAUUAAGCUACAGCAGUAUUAAUGAAUGAAAUUAUUAUUGCUUGUGCUUUGCAUUUAGUUUUAUUAUUUUAUUUCUGGAGAAAAGGUGUUGUAAUUGCACUUUCUCUAGAGGUUCCUAUUAAUUAAUUGAUUAAAUUAACUAAAGUUGAUAUGAAAUAUCUUGAAGUUCAAGAUUUUAAUUUAGAGAGUUAUAAAGAUCUCUUUAACAAUAAAGAAAUAAGGAAAUUCUAUGAAGUCAUAAUCAAUUAUUUAAAUAGCAUUAAAUAUUCAAAUAAUAAAUUAUUGUAGGGAUCUAAAGAUAUGGAUGAAGCUGAAGCUUUAAUUAUUUUAAGUAUGUCUAAACGAUUCUAUAAAAAAUAUUAUAAUAAUCCUGCUGUAGGUAUUUGUGCCAAUAACAUUGCUAAAAUUCAUAUGAGAAAUUAAAGAUACCUUGAAGCUAUGAAUGAAUAGGAAGAGUCAGUUCUAAUAGCUAAUUAAGAUCUAUAAAGUUUAAAAGAAAUGGAAUAAUAUGCAAAUCAGGCAGCACAACCAUAAGAUGAUUAAUAACUAAUUAAAUUAUAUCUUAGAUUGAAGAAUAAUGUUUUAUAGAAAUUCCAAAGACAAGAAGAAAAAGUCAUGAAAGAAGUGAUUAAAGAUUUAGAAAGUAAAACAAAAGUAAUAUAAAAUUCUCAGAAUGGUAUUGUUAGAAGACCAACUACUUAAAAAUUUAAAAAUCAAAAUGAAACUACUUAAUUAAAGAGUUCUAUUGAAUCUGAAGUUCAUAUAUAACAUUAAUAAACACCUAGAUAAACUCCUAAUUGGUUAAGAAAACCUCUAUAAGAAGAAAAAAAUCCAAUAAAAGAAGAAAAUUCUGAUUUACUAAGUGAAAGAUUAGAAAAUUUAGGAACUCCUAAGAAAUAUAGUCCCAUUACUAAAAUAAAAAAUAAUGAAGAAUACUCAAAGAAAUAAGUUAUUAUUGAACAUAAAAUUGUCUUUAGAAAAUACUAAUUAGCUUGUAUUCUUUAUAAUUAUAGUAUGACAAAAUCAUAAUCAACAUUUCUAAAUGAAAGUGUUAAAUAAUUUAAUGAUAUUAUGGACGAUCUCUAAAAUUUACCUGAUUCAUUUUCUAUUUAAUAUAUGAAAAUAAAUAUUCUAACAAAAAAAGCAUUUUGUUUUGCAAGAGCUGGAAUGUUAGAAAAAGCAAGAUUGGAAUUAGAAGAAGCUGAAACAAAAUUAAGAAUUUUAUAAGCAAAUAAAACUGAAAUCUAAUAACUUGAAAUAUUUGAUUUUGUAGAUAUUUUUAGAGAAAUUCCUUUAGAAAUUUUAAGAGAAAAAUUAACAGGAUUAGAAGUAUAUAUAUACUUAUAUUUAGGCAUCAUUAUUAAUGAUUAGAGGAGAAUAUGUAGAAGCUUGUUAUAAAUUUAUUUCUAUUCUAAAAGCUGAAGGUCAUUAUGAUCCUGGAUUUUAGAAAUUCGUAUUAAAAACAUUAACUAAAAUAUUUAAAAGAUGUAAUGUUGAUCAUAAUUGUUUGAUCAAAUUUUCAUAAUAAAAUUAAUUAAAAAGACUUGAAUUAAUAUUUCUACUUGAUUACUCAUCUGAAAUGACUACAGAAUAAUUUACAUUAUCUCAUCAUAUGUGUCAAAAUGUUGUUUAAUCUUUAAAUGAUGAUUCAUUUGUUGGACUAUAUGCAUUCAAUGAAUCUUUACAUGAAAUAUUCCCAUUGUAAUUAAAAGGAACCUACAAAAAACUAUUAGAAUCUACUAUAGAGAAAGUUUUAAUAAAGCCAGGAGGUGAAGGUAACAUCUUCUCAGCUUUAGAAAUUACUAUAGCUUCUUUGUUUGAGAAAGAUAAGCCUGAAUAAAGCAAAUAAUUAUCUUUACAUUUAAAAUCUAAUUAAAUUAAAUAACAAAUUGAAUAAGAGGAAUUCAGAUGUUCUGAUAUGGAAUUUAGAUGUAAGACUAGUUCUCCAAGAGUAGGAAAGACAUUUUCAGGAGGUUUUAGUUAAGCAAUGAAGUAAUAUGAGGAAUAACAAUUUGAUAAUGUUAGUUUAAAUGAAAAUAUGGUAAGAAUUGAAGAUAAUCUUUAAUAGAAUUAAUAUAAAGUUGAUAUUGAUAACAUUGAUGAAGAAAAAGAUGAACAUACUAUUAGAUAUGUUUGUAUAUUUAGUGAGGGAGUUCAUAAUUAUAAUUAAAUGUCAAUUGAUAGAUUGAAGAGUUUAAUAGAAAAAAAGAAUAUUCAUUUACUAGUUUUCAAUAUUGCAAAUUAAAAUAUGAAUAUGCUUUAUCUCAAAUAAUUAUCCUAAGUUUCAUAAGAAAGUAGAUUUUUUACAAAUGAAACUGAAAUUAAGGAUUUCUUUUAAAAACUUAGAACUAAUGAUUUCACAAAAAGAGUUUAUUUAGAAUUCUUCUGA